This is a messenger RNA of Cryptomeria japonica (Japanese cedar), 1984 nucleotides long. Its product is annotated as probable histone acetyltransferase type B catalytic subunit. The transcript is spliced from 10 exons. Bases 129 to 1706 code for a protein of 525 amino acids. Gene Ontology annotation, biological process: subtelomeric heterochromatin formation. Gene Ontology annotation, molecular function: histone H4 acetyltransferase activity. Gene Ontology annotation, cellular component: nucleus. The record is from RefSeq and is a predicted model, not a curated record. Lineage: Eukaryota; Viridiplantae; Streptophyta; Pinopsida; Cupressales; Cupressaceae.
CCGAUUUAUUUUCAGAGACAACAUCCGUCAUUUCCCGCCUUCCUUUCUCUUUUGGGUUCUUUUCAUAUAAACUUGCUGGUCCUCACAGAUUCAGCAAUUUUCACAGAGCAACUCUGGUAACAGCAUAAAUGGCUCCAGUGAAGAGACUCGAACCAGAGCAGGUGAAAAGGGCCGACGAAAAGCCCAAGCGUAAAAAGGUUGCCUUUGUCAAAGACACUGGGAUUGAUGCAAAUGAAUGCGUAUCAGUCUAUCUUGUGAGCAGCCUAGAAGAAAUGCAAGACGCAAAGAAAUUGGAAGAUCAAGGAUUGUCGUUCAAUCCAGAGUAUAUGGAACAGUUUGUGGGAGAAGAUGGAAAGAUUUAUGGCUACAAAGGUUUGAAAAUUGAUGUGUGGCUUAAUUCGCUGUCGUUUCAUGCUUACGCAGAUAUCCAAUAUGAAAACAAAAUUGAGGAUAGCAAGAGUGAGAAAAGAACAACAGACUUGAAAGAUCUUAUGAAGAAAAUAUUUGGGCAGGGUUUGAUGGAAGAUCGUGAUGCCUUUAUACAAAGCCUUUCAAGUAACAGUCACCAUAUUGAGAGCCUGAUUCACAAUGUAGGCGAGAUUAUAGAAACAUGUGAGAUUCAUACAGACAAGACCUUAACUGUGCAGGGAGAUUCGGGAAUAUUGGGAACAGUGACCUCUGAGGAGAUUAUACAUCUGGAAUUGGCGGAUCCUGGGGUAAAGGAAUGGCAUUCACGCUUGGUACCACUGGUUCUUCUUCUUGUUGAAGGCAGCCAACCUAUAGAGCAAGAUGACACAAAAUGGGAAAUGUAUAUUGCAAUUCAGAGGGAGUUACUGAAUGAAGGUGAUACCAGGCAUAAGCUUCUGGGGUUCUGCAUCGUUUAUCGUUUCUAUCAUUAUCCAGAUAGCACCCGUCUAAGGAUCAGCCAGAUUUUGGUUUUCCCACCUUAUCAAGGUAAAGGGCAUGGUUUGCACAUCUUAGAGGCUGUAAAUAAAAUUGCAGUUCAACGAGAUUCUUAUGAUGUAACAGUAGAAGAACCAUCACUGUCUCUUCAAGAACUGCGGGAUUGCAUGGAUACUUUGCGUCUUCUUUCUUUUCACCAAGUAAGAUGUGCUAUUAAGCCAGUGGUAGAGAGGUUGAAGCAAGCAAAAGUGUCUGACAACACAACACUUGAUCAUUCACUGGAAGGAAAUGGAAAAGGUGAAUCUUCAUUUGCCUUAAAGACAAACUCAAAAAGUAGAAGCUGGUGGUUUCCAUCUCCAGAAUUAGUAGAGGAAGUGAGGAAGCAUUUGAAGAUUAAUAAGAAGCAGUUCAAACGAUGUUGGGAGACUCUAGUCUUUUUGAAUCUGGAUCAAUCAGAUUCACAGUGUCAGGAGAGUUAUCAGAUCCUCCUCAUGGAGCAGAUAAUGUCGGAGCUUUUUGAUAAUUCUAGUGAGAAGAUUGCAAAUGGUAAGCGUGUGAUUGACAUAGGUGACGACCAUGACAGUUCAAAUUCAUUUAUGAUGAUUCGGACAAAAGGAAGUAAUGCAGGCACUGAUGGUUCUGUAUUGCCUGUGCCAAUGGAGGAUGGGAAUGGAGUAGAAUCACGAGAAGAUCAGUUAAAGGCUGUGUUUGAAGAGAGGCUAGAAGAGAUUACACAUGUUGCAGACAAAGUAUCUCGCCACUGCAAACCCUUGGGCAUUCAAGUACCCAUAGUUUCUCCAUGAUUAUCAAGUGCUACUUAUCAAUUAACAUUAUAACAAAUUUUACCAUCUAGCACCUCAAAUUUGUUUGAGGCUGCUCGGUCCUUCGUUGCAAGAGUUGAAUCUCUCUGUUUUGCCAGGGCUUUCUCUCUCUCUCAUGUUGAGAAUUCAAUCAGAGAAAUGGGAACACUUCCUUGUAUUUUUACACCUUGUAAUUCUUUAGGUUGGUCAGAACAAGUAGUUUAACAUAAUAUUUCUAAUUUAUGCUUUUUAUGAAUGCCUAGAUUUUUUUGUUUCUUUUU